Messenger RNA from Ascochyta rabiei, 1461 nucleotides. RefSeq lists its product as uncharacterized. Gene Ontology annotation, biological process: carbohydrate transport; transmembrane transport. Gene Ontology annotation, molecular function: carbohydrate:proton symporter activity. The transcript has 5 exons. The coding region runs from base 1 to 1461 and encodes 486 amino acids. The record is from RefSeq and is a predicted model, not a curated record. Lineage: Eukaryota; Fungi; Ascomycota; Dothideomycetes; Pleosporales; Didymellaceae. Gene Ontology annotation, cellular component: membrane.
AUGCAAUAUGGAAUUGACACGGCUGCCGUUGGUGGACUUCAAGCUAUGCCGGGCUUCUUGAUGGUCUUUGGUUUUGAGGACCCCACCAGCCCUUUCGGCUAUGGAAUUGAUUCGACCGUGCAGCAGCUCAUGACCUCUUUGAUGAACCUGGGUAGUUUUAUCUCUGCUAUCUCAGCUGGCUACUUCUCAGGAUUUUUCGGAAGGAAAACCGGCCUUUGGCUUGCUUGUGCUCUAAACGCUGUCGCAGUAGCGGUUCAGCUAGGAUCGACGUCUACCAGCGCCCUUUACGUCGGACGUCUGAUCCUUGGUCUUGCGAAUGGUUAUCUCACCACAUUCUCGACUGUGUAUGCCACUGAAGCUGCUCCUGCUCAUCUAAGAGGUGUGCUUGUCGCCCUCUUCGCUUACUACGUCAACUUCGGCUCCAUUAUCGGCUCGCUGAUCGACAACUACACUAAGCACUACUUGGACAAGCGGAGUUAUCGCAUUCCGCUUGCUUGCCUCUACAUUGUACCUACGCUGCUUACAAUCGGUCUUUUCUUUGUACCCGAAAGUCCUCGCUGGUUGCUGCAUCGUGGGCAGAAUGAGAAGGCUCGUGAGUCACUGAUGAGGCUGCGACAAGAUCAUGGCGAGGAGCUCGAACUCGAAUGGUCCGAGAUGCUCCGUGGGGUGGAGGAAGAGCAACGUAUCGCCAAGUCAACACCCUUCAUGGACAUGUUCCGCGGCAACGACCUUCGCCGAACGCUGCUGUCUUACGGUAUGAUGGCGUCUCAGACAGCAUCGGGUGUCUGGUUCUUCAUCGGGUACCAGACCUAUUUCUUCAGCAUUGCUGGAAUCACCAACGCUUUCGAGUACUCCAUCAUGAAUGCUUGCAUCGGUUGGAUUGGUGUUCAUUGCGGUAUCUACGCCAUGAAGCGCUGGGUCGGCCGACGAUCUCUCAUCAUCUUUGGCGCUCUAACCUGCGGUUUCUGUGAGCUCGCUUGCGGUAUCGCUGCGAGUGUCAGCCCCAACUCAAUCGUUACCGGUAACGUACUAGUGGCAUUCACAGCACUCUUCAUGUUUUUCUACGAUGCGUGUGUGGGUGUUGCUGCAUACCCGCUCGCCAACGAACUCGUAAGCUCGCGACUCCGUGCUUGGACGGUAGGAAGCGGUAACGCUCUGGGCUACUUCCUUGCUUGGUUGGUGGGCUUCUGCUCACCAUACUUCAUCAACCCUCAGGAUCUCAACUGGGGACCAAAGUACACCUACGUCUGGGCAGCAUCCAACUUCCUAUGCGUCAUCUUCUUCUACUUCUGCAUCCCAGAGCCAAAGGGUCGAUCCCUCGAGGAGUUGGAUGAGAUUUUUGAGGCUAAGAUCUCAGCGCGCAAAUUCCCCCAGUACCAGUGCCGGAUCGUCGAGGAUGCCAGGCAAGACGUAUACGCGAACCGCGAAGAGCAAAUCACCAAGCAGGAGACAGAGGCUUAG